Molecule: messenger RNA, 1282 nt
Organism: Acyrthosiphon pisum (pea aphid)
Lineage: Eukaryota; Metazoa; Arthropoda; Insecta; Hemiptera; Aphididae
Exons: 2
Coding region: 1-1071 (356 amino acids)
Source: RefSeq, a predicted model, not a curated record
AUGGGGAACCAGAAAAUUAUACAUUGCCCUUACGUGGAAUGCGAUCCCUCAAAAGAUUCGGCCCUUAAUGCGAUUUCUAUUGCUACGAGUUUAUUUUACAAUUUCAAGCCUGACAAAAUGUUAUACAAACAAGGCCUCGAAAAACAUUUCGAUCAUAUGCUAGAGAACAAAGUUAUAAAACAUUUCCCGUUUGAAUUUAAAAAAUUGAAUGAUCCAUCAAUUUACCAUUUUGAUGAAAGUCUUAUUACCACCGGCGAUUGGUUGAACGACGAUCAUAUGUACUGUGUUAAUUAUCUGUACAAAAAUAUUCCGGUUGCACGAGAAUCUAAACAUUUCCAAAUCUUGCACGGCUCAAAUCACUGGAUAUGUUAUAAAUACGAAAACAACAAUAUAUCUUUAUAUGAUUCAAAAUUCAACGGCAACUUGAAUGAGCUACAAGAGAAGUUCCUUCGAUAUUUACAUCCUUCGUGUUAUAUCGAACAAUAUACUCCGAACGUUACCUGUCCGUCUGUACAACAACAACUUAAUAGCGAUGAUUGUGGUGUUUUUGCCAUCGCAUUUCAAGUUAGUCUUAUAUUCGGAUAUGAUCCGCAGCACCUAUUCUAUGAAAGAUCUCAAAUGAGAAAACAUCUACUAAACAUACUUAGAACCAAGACCUUAGAAAAUUUCCCAUUAAUUUAUAAACAACAAGAAAUCGCCUUUAGCAUUCAUGCGUAUGAGUGCUGUCAAUUACAAUCACAACAGCCGGCUAAUGAAGACCAUGAACAUGUCCACGUCGAUCAGAUAAAUGGCGAACAGCAGACUGGUCCCAAAGAUGCAGACUAUUUUGAAAUCACUAAAGAAAAAAACACCAACAAGAAAAAUAAGAAAAAAAUCGUCUACUACGACUACCAGAAAGAAGUAUUCAUGCAACACAAAUACGUUCAAAUAGUAUUAGAUAAGUUACACAAUUUACAUGACGAUCAGCUUGAUCAUGAAAACAAUCGAUUGAAAUCUCAGAAUAUAAUCAAGUGGGUAUUUUACAAUAAAAAAAAAAAACAAUCAAUAAACUUAAGUGGACGUUUCAAGUAAAAUGUAAAAACAUCGUUACAGUUGCUUUGGAAAAAUCGCAACUCAUUCCUAAAUCAAACGUUGAAACAUAUGUUGAGGCACUCUGCGGAAAAAGUCUUCAUACGCAUAACAGUCAGCCUUUCUUUAACGAAAUUGGAUUGAAUGCAAAACGCAUGGAGGUUGAGGAUAAUUUGGUGACUGAUGAACCAAUGCAACUUGAUCUCCAAGUACC